UUGGUAGUGGCGGCGGCGGCGGCGCGCGCGGUCCCGGCAAGGAGGGGAAGCCGGUGGCCGCGGCGGCGGAACGGGCGGAGGCUGCCGGUUUCGUAACCGUCGCUCCUCCUCGCUGGCUCGCGGGCUGCGAGGCCUGUGUCGGGUCGGGCCGCGCUGCGCGGGGCUGCUCGGAGUGGAGGCCGCCUGGGGGCGGGCGGGCCGGCGGCGCAGGUACAUGUGAAGAUUAUUUGGCAGUUUAGCGUGGAAACCAUUGAUCACCUUGUCCUCAUUUCUGCGUGUUCUGUGUUGGCAAGGGAGAGUGCCCAAAUGAGCAAGAUAUCACAGCAAAACAGUGCUCCAGGAGUGAACGGAAUAAGCGUUAUCCACACCCAGGCACAUGCCAGUGGCUUACAGCAGGUUCCUCAGCUGGUGCCCGCUGCCCCCGGGGGAGGAGGCAAAGCUGUGGCUCCCAGCAAGCAAAGCAAAAAGAGCUCGCCCAUGGAUCGAAACAGUGACGAGUACCGGCAGCGCCGAGAGAGGAACAACAUGGCUGUGAAGAAGAGCCGGUUGAAAAGCAAGCAGAAAGCACAGGAUACACUGCAGAGAGUGAAUCAGCUCAAAGAAGAGAACGAACGGUUGGAAGCAAAAAUUAAAUUGCUGACUAAGGAAUUAAGUGUAUUAAAAGAUUUGUUUCUUGAGCACGCACACAACCUUGCCGACAACGUGCAACCCAUUAGCACUGAAAAUACGACAGAUUCUGAUAGUGCAGGACAGUAGGCCUUACCCUUUCCAGACUUCACAACUUGUGGCUUGAACGUUGAGGAUGGGACCCCCACACACUCACACCAACGGCUGAAAGUUGUCUUGUUCCAUUACUCAAAGAUCCAUUGGAGGUUAUUUUCUAGGGUCCGUGCUGAAGAGUUGAUUAGCUAAAAAUGUUAGCCAUGUAAUUCAAAUAUCUGGUUUGAAAUGAUAAGGGUUUUUGUGGGGAUCAAAAAAACAUCAUUUUAAAGGUAUAUGGUAAAAAAAAUAUCCUGGCACCUUGUUGAUGUUCGUAAUAAAUCUUGACUUCCCAAGAAAUUCUUCUUGUUUAGGUUGGCAAAAAGGAAUGGGAAACUGGCAGGUUGUACAGAGUGGUUCUUGGCUUUAGCGGAUAUGGUUAAUUGGAUUAAAGAAUGCCAUCUAUGUUCAUCUAUUUGUGAUUUCAUUCUAAAUUAUGUAUUAUAAAUCCUUAGAGCUAUAGAAACCAAUCACUUUGCAAUUUGGAGUGAUUUUAGGUAUAGCGUAACCUUUGUUUUAGCAUAAUUAGGACUGUUUUCUGCAAAAAGUACAAGUUUUUGAAUUGUGAUGUCAGUUUAAGUAAAGAAACCCCAUCACAUCUUAAAGGCAGGGUGCAACCAAUUGAUUUAAAAGUACAAAUAACAUUUGGGAAGAAAAUAGGUUUUAUUAAAAAAUACAAGUAAGCAUAUUAGAAUUGUGUGUUUGGGUUAUUAGAUCGGCAUCAUUUUGUCCUAAAAAACUCAGUGAUUUAGAGAAACUUGUGUACCAGAAUUUGAGUUUCUGCAGAUGCUAGUAAAAUAAGCAUUGUUUUGAAUAACAUUUUCACAGUCAAUUUAGGAAACAAAAUGUCUUAACAGUUUGAUGACACAUGCUCCUUAUUAGGAUUUGGAAUAUCAGUUCAGCAUGUAGUUUCUCUUGUGUUCAAAAUAACUGCCAUGGGGCUGUGAGCUUUAAAGGCAAAAUUUCUUGUGAGGGAUCAUUUUGGUAUUUGAUCUUAAGCAAGCGAUUAUUAGAAAAGUGUAUCAACUCCAUGCCAUCUCCCAAAAUUAUUGUCUAAGAAAACUUGAACGUGUAAGGUUUUAAUCUUUAAUUUAUUUCACUUAAAUACAUCUUUUUGUAUUGUUUUUGUUACAUUUUUCUGGUUAGUGGACUGUUCUUCUAGACUUUAUAUGCCACUGCUUCUGCUUAUUCAUUUGUAUGCUUUUGUGUCCCAUAAAUUAUUUUAGAAAGAAAAUGCUGAUAAAACUCAGGAUUUUGACAUUUUUGUCGAGACUAAAACAUGGCAGUCACUAAUGUAGGGGAUCUCUAGAGUCUGGCUUAUGUUAGCGUUGGUAGUUUAGAUUGUCUUUGUCAACUUUUCCCGCUUUUUGUAGCACAAUUCUAGUUCAGAUUUGUUGGCUUUUGUGUAUUUCUUUGUGCCUGGGCUGGUGAGGAGACUUGAGUCAUAUCUGAUUAAAAAGUUUGUGUUACCAGGUAUCUCAUUUGGUCAUUUUGGCCACAUUGCUGUUCCAUAGUGGGACUUGGGAUAAUGUAACCAGAAUGUAACUCAAGUUGCACCCUUGGGUUGGUGGAAGAGUACUGACUGUGCUGUUCUCUCCUGGGCAGGAGAGGACAUCAUCGUGCCCUGCAACUCAGCAAAGCCAUUAUGAGGGUCCCGCGGCCCUUCUGAGUGUAAGACAGGAGCCCAGUGUUGUUCCAUGAGAUGCUGUCCCAUGAGGGUAAUUAACUCCCUGUAGAGCCAAGAAACAGGGUGGAGGUUUUUAUUAGAGUCCAAGACCAGUUUACUUUGGUUGGAAUAUUGAUCUACUCGUAAAGGUUGAUAGAUGUUUUGAAUAACUAACUAGGACAUACCCAUAAAAUCUUGUGAUCUUUAACAGCUGAUUGAUGUUAUGUAAUUAAUUGGAGAUGCAGUUAGGUCAGUUGAAUCUUUAAGCACCUAUAAUAGGUGCUACAGACAUUUUAAUCUCUUAUUUAUUAAAAAAUAUUUUUCAGAAAUUGAAAUCCCCAGGGAAUUUAUGGUUACAAGUUAUAUGAAUUAAGUAUCUUGAAAAAGAAGCUUUAGGGAGUCAUCAGGGGUGUGCACUCAAUAUUUCAAAUCAGAACACAAGAACUUCUGGAAAAAUUGAUUAAAGCUUUUCCUAUGCAAAUCAAAACUUUUAGCACAAGCAAGCAAUCGUGCAUGGAACAGAAAUGUUAACCAUUGUUUUGACUAUCUUACCGAACUGGUUGGGAAUGAAAGUUUUUAGUUUUAUAGAUUUAUCAGUAUAAAACCGAGGGGAAACCAAGUAUGGGGAAUGAGUAAGUUUAGAGCUUUGGGAAUUGUAAAGUGACUGUUGUAACUUUUGUUCUGUGUGUUGCGUAUGAACUAUUAGGAUUUGAUCUGCCUUUGCAGGCAGACCAGUGGUUUAGGAAUUAGGCUUUAGUGUAAAUUUCUAGCUGCAUCUGAGUCUCCUGGGAUGGGUGCUCUGGGCUGGUUUGGCUGCAGAUGGUGAAAGCAAAGCAGCUCUUCCUGCUGCUGGUCUCUGUCGGUUACUGGGAUGCUUUGGACGUUCUUACUAAGAAAUAGUAAGAUUUUCAUAGAAUUUGACCAGAGUUUUGAAAUUCAGGUCAUGAGUGUGAAAUUCUGAAAUUUACAUGAAAAAGUAGAAGUAUGUACAAUUUAAUAUUUGAUAUUUAAAAGAAAGGAAGUUGUAGCAGCUUUUGAUGUUUCUUAAUCCUCAUUAGAGGGCUUGUAACUUUGUACCUGCACAAACCAUUGAGCACUUAUAGUGCUUUUUGAUGCCUUAGAAAUAGGAAGUUUUUUUUGUUUGACAAAAGCUAGGAAGGAGAAAGUCCAUUCUACAGCUAUUAGAUCUGCCUCUCAGGAAAAAGUACUAACGUGUUCUUUUUGUUCCUGACUUUCCGUUCGUGAGAUUACUCUAUUUUUUUAAGUAUAAUUUUAUUUCUUUCAAUGAAUUUAAAAUAAAAAACAACCUUUGGAACAAUGA
Messenger RNA from Propithecus coquereli (Coquerel's sifaka), 3746 nucleotides. RefSeq names its product CCAAT/enhancer binding protein (C/EBP), gamma (gene CEBPG). Gene Ontology annotation, molecular function: RNA polymerase II cis-regulatory region sequence-specific DNA binding; DNA-binding transcription factor activity, RNA polymerase II-specific. The coding region runs from base 307 to 756 and encodes 149 amino acids. The record is from RefSeq and is a predicted model, not a curated record. The transcript has 2 exons. NCBI's taxonomy places the organism in Eukaryota, Metazoa, Chordata, Mammalia, Primates, Indriidae. Gene Ontology annotation, biological process: regulation of transcription by RNA polymerase II; DNA-templated transcription.